Molecule: messenger RNA, 2349 nt
Organism: Procambarus clarkii (red swamp crayfish)
Lineage: Eukaryota; Metazoa; Arthropoda; Malacostraca; Decapoda; Cambaridae
Source: RefSeq, a predicted model, not a curated record
UUCCGCGCAGUCAGCAUAUACGAGCGUCGUUCUGUGCAGUCAGCAUAUAAGAGCGUCGUUCCGUGCAGUCAGCAUAUACGAGCGUCGUUCUGUGCAGUCAGCAUAUACGAGCGUCGUUCCGUGCAGUCAGCAUAUACGAGCGUCGUUCCGUGCAGUCAGCAUAUACGAGCGUCGUUCCGUGCAGUCAGCAUAUACGAGCGUCGUUCCGCGCAGUCAGCGGUACGUUCUUUUUCCGCAGGCGGGGGUGUCGCGGGAAGCUGCGUCGCGAGUCAGUCAGCACCUGAUGGUGUUCGCGGUGGGAGGUGGCGCACGGGUAGUGAUGCAUGGGUUUAGAAUGAUCGCACGCAGAGUGGUGCGCACUUGGCGUCUGCGCUGUCUGCAUGUGCUGCACUUCUGCUGCUUCCUGCUUGCUGCUAGUCUUCUGCUACGUUCAUUUAUACAGAGGAGCUCCCUGCAUGAUGAUAGUAAUAAUGGGAACAUUACAGAAAGUGGAAGUGUUGACAAUAUCUCUUGGGAAAGUCGUCACAACUGGAGAAAUUUAAGUGAAGAUGAAAUUCAGAGCUUAUCUGCUUUGGGAAGAAGACUUUAUUUAAGUGAAAUGAUAGGUACUUUGAAAAAUAAAACAUUUACGAUUUUGUUCUGGAAAACUGGUCCUAAAGUUGAAAGACGCUUACUCAAAGAGUAUGGUGAAGCAAAUAAAGACCCCUUUCGUACAUGUUCUACUCACAACUGCAGGCUUACUUACGAAGACGAGGCAGCAAAGACAGCAGAUGCCAUUUUGAUCCAUCUCCAUCGCACGGAAGGACCUCACACCUUCCCAAACCGAACCAAAAUAAGUCAAAGAUGGAUCUGGUUAACAGAUGAGACGCCAUACAACACCUUUAUGGUGGCUAAAGAUAAUAAUAUGGCAAAUUACAAUGGUUACUUCAAUUGGUCAAUGAGCUACAGGAUGGACAGUGAUGUCCCAGUACCGUACGGUAGAACAGUGGAGAUGUCUCCAGACGAGGCUGCCUCAUAUCAAUACGUUGAUUAUUUCAAACUAAAGCCAAAAACUGUAGCAAUACUAGGAUCAAACUGUGGGGGUAUAAAUAGAAGAUGGGCAUAUGUGAGAGAACUGAAGAAGCACAUGGAAGUAGAUGCAUAUGGAGGCUGUGGCAACCUGAAGUGUUCGGGACAUUUCACUAAGGACUGCGAAGCUCUUAAUGACUACAAAUUUUAUUUAGCAUUUGAAAAUGGGGAUUGUCGUGAUUAUUUAACAGAGAAGGUGUGGUGGAAUGCCUUAGGGAAGGGAGCUGUUCCUGUGGUAAUGGGUACAUCGGUGGAAAACUAUAAAAAGCUUAUGCCACCAAAUUCCUUCAUUCACAUCGAUGAGUAUGAUUCACCACAACACCUCGCCAAGCACCUUCAGUUCUUGGCUUCAAACCCCGAGGCGUACAGCAGAUACCAUGACUGGCGCUCCAGAUAUCGGGUGCUGAAUGAACACGGAUACUUCGCCUCACAAGUCUUUCACUAUUGCCGCAUAUGUGAAGCGCUCAAUUAUAAUGAUCCUGCAACCAAAGUUUACAAUAAUAUGGAAGUGAUUUGGAAUAAACAAACGCAUUGUUUCCCGCCAACCUGGGAAGAUAGGAUGAAAUCCCGGCAAGAGACUAAACUGUAGCCUCGUACAAGAGUGAUGGUAGUUGUCAUGGGUUCAGUUAUUCCCAGUUAAAAUAAGGCUUACUUAUAAAGGUAACACUGUGGCUGAGCAUCAUGAAUUCCUACGCGCAACUUCUGGUCCUCUGACUCUACAGCUACCACCUCUACCUGCAGCCGGACCUCCUGCCUCCAGUUUCCGCAGACAUUUAGCUAGCUAGUCAAGAUGCUCCAUGGAUAGCUUAGUUUUAGGAUUAUAUUUAAGCAUUGUACUCAUUAUUCAUGCAUGUCAGAGACGGUGUUGGACGUCUCAAACAAUAAGCUUGUUUGUUUACGGCCACUAUAGGUAAAUCAUUGUUUUCCUGUAUAUAAUGUUAUUUAGGUACACGUCCAAGGGUUAUCAAAUUUGUCAAGCAGAUCGCCGAGGACGCCAAUGAUAGCGUGCCGGGCGGUGUUGGACCCCAAUUAGGCGCCAUGGACAUACACAUGGGGUGACCCAAUACUCUCUUAUGAUGGCCGGCGCUAAGCUAAACAACUUAAUAGGUAUCAACAACGUUGUCAGCAGAUCUGAAUGUAGCCCUGCGCCCUGCAGCCCUCAGACCUUCAGAGACAGCCUGGGCAACGAAGCGUCUAAACACGCUCCCUCACACACUCUAAGCUUCUAGAGCCUAGCCCGUGUACAAGAUAUAUAUUUUUAUAAUAAAACUAAGGACAAGU